AUGUCUAUCGAAACGGGCGAUGAGGGGGUGGAGAAGGAGAGCGGCUUCCUUUACAACUCGGACAAAAAGGAGCUGCUGGGCUCGAUCUUGCCUCAGAUUUUGCGCGACCUGACGCUGCAUGGCGAGUGCACUAUCCCGGUGGACACGGCCAACAUCAUCAAUUUGAAGUUGCUCCCAACGCUGCAAGAUCCGGCGCCUGUGUUCGAGUACCAGGCGCCAGUUGCGAUUCGCGACCUGCGCGCUCUGCUCGAGAACAGCGGCGCGUUAUUUGAGCAUGUCGAGGAUUUAUGCGCUGCAGCAGAUUGUGCCGUUCAUCGACGGCGUCCGCUUCUCUACUACGGCUGCGUCACGCUGAUCGACAUUUUCCUGCACUCGAACAUUUACACCAACACGCCGAAGAUCGCAGUACUCGCGAACGACACCAAGCUCCAAGCAGAGUGUGCCGUGUACAUCGCCAAAUCCGGCCAUGCGCCCCCGUCGUUCGCUCGCAUCUUCGCCCUGUAUUGCUCCGUCCAGCCGAGUUUGCGCAUGAGCGAUUUCUGCGUCGUGUAUUCCGAGUCCCUCUCGCUUAUCGACGUGCGGCGAUUCAUCACCUUUGGUCUCAUCCAUGGUUUCCUGAGGCGCGUGCAUCGGUACCCCAUCUGCAUCGAACGCAACCUGCCCGGGUCUAGUCCGCAGCAGCAGCAACCGAACCAAGCACCACAGCAGCCGCAGCAGCAACCGAACCAAGCACCACAGCAGCCGCAGCAGCAACAAGGAGGCCAGCAGGUCGUCCCGCCAACGUCGACUCAGCCUGGUGAAGGAAGUGGAGCGCCAGGCGGGGGAAGCGGGAACGGCGCGGGCUCCAACGGCGCUGGAGGCAACGUGUCCUCGAUAUCGUCCACUAAGCGUGCAAUGGCGAGCAAGGCGAAUCAGCUGGAACAGGACGUGCUCCGGAUGAUGGACGGUGGCCACCACACGGACGAAAUCUGCAGCAAGUUCUUGCUGCGCUUCACCGACGUCGAGUCGACCAUUCAAAUGACUCCGAACUGCUUUGCGGUGCACAAGUGA
Messenger RNA from Phytophthora sojae, 1050 nucleotides. RefSeq lists its product as hypothetical. The record is from RefSeq and is a predicted model, not a curated record. Gene Ontology annotation, molecular function: GTPase activator activity. Gene Ontology annotation, cellular component: GATOR1 complex; vacuolar membrane. The coding region runs from base 1 to 1050 and encodes 349 amino acids. The transcript is spliced from 5 exons. Gene Ontology annotation, biological process: negative regulation of TORC1 signaling; positive regulation of autophagy. Lineage: Eukaryota; Oomycota; Peronosporomycetes; Peronosporales; Peronosporaceae.